GUCUUCACCGUGGUGGGCAACGUGCUGGUGGUCAUCGCUGUGCUGACCAGCCGGGCGCUGCGAGCGCCGCAGAACCUCUUCCUGGUGUCACUGGCCUCGGCCGACAUCCUGGUGGCCACGCUGGUCAUGCCCUUCUCGCUGGCCAACGAGCUCAUGGCCUACUGGUACUUCGGACAGGUGUGGUGCGGUGUAUACCUGGCUCUCGACGUGCUCUUCUGCACCUCGUCCAUCGUGCACCUGUGCGCCAUCAGCCUGGACCGUUACUGGUCGGUGACGCAGGCCGUGGAGUACAACCUGAAGCGCACGCCGCGCCGAGUCAAGGCCACCAUCGUGGCUGUGUGGCUCAUCUCGGCCGUCAUCUCCUUCCCGCCACUGGUCUCCUUCUACCGCCAGCCCGAUGGCGCCGCCUACCCGCAGUGCGGCCUUAACGAUGAGACCUGGUACAUCCUGUCCUCCUGCAUCGGCUCCUUCUUCGCGCCCUGCCUUAUCAUGGGCCUGGUCUACGCGCGCAUCUACCGUGUGGCCAAGCUGCGCACGCGCACGCUCAGCGAGAAGCGCGGGCCCGUGGGCCCCGACGGGGCGUCCCCAACCACGGAGAAUGGGCGACUGUCCCGCGCCAGCUCGCGCUCUGUCGAGUUCUUCCUGUCUCGCCGGCGCAGGGCGCGCAGCAGCGUGUGCCGCCGCAAGGUGGCCCAGGCCAGAGAGAAGCGCUUCACCUUCGUGCUGGCCGUGGUCAUGGGCGUGUUUGUGCUGUGCUGGUUCCCCUUCUUCUUCAGCUACAGCCUGUAUGGCAUCUGCCGCGAGGCCUGCCAGCUGCCUGACCCGCUCUUCAAGUUCUUCUUCUGGAUCGGCUACUGCAACAGCUCGCUCAACCCGGUCAUCUACACCGUCUUCAACCAGGACUUCCGGCGCUCCUUCAAGCACAUCCUCUUUCGACAGAGGCAAAGGGGCUUCCGACAGUGACCUCGCAUCCGGGACAGCCUGGGCUGCGGGGCACAGCCGGGAGUGCCCUGGUGGGGGUACCCUGUUGGCAUCUGGGGAAUGGGUAGGAGAGAGGGGCCACCCUUUCCCUCCCCUCUCAGCAAGGGUCUACCUCUGGGCCUGCAGGCCUGGGUCCAGCUUCUGGGGCCCUGUGGGGUGUGGCUGUGAAGGCGGGUAAAACAGGCAGUGAGGUUUUGGCCCCCACCUGGACCGGAGGAGCCUCCCCCAGACACGUGGCCCAGUAUCCCGCUGAGCAAGGGCUGACUUCCUGGGGAGCAAGGACAGUGUAGCAGGCACUGGCAAUCUUUGAUUACUGAAAGUAUUUAAAUGUUUGCCAAAAAACGACAGCCAAAACAACCAAACUAUUUUCUAAAUAAACCUUUGUAAUCUAAGUGCCGGGAGCUGCCCUCUGUCCUUCAAGCCCAGGUGGGGUGGCCUCCACACCCUCAGCCUGCCUCACCACCCUCCACUGGUGCGGGAGUGCUCUGAGGACCAGCGGGUUCCAGGGUCCCCUCCUGCGACUUAUUAGAAAGCCGAAUUUUUGUACACAUGCAAAACAUUCUCGGGAUUCUUGCACUGUAAGAGGCUAAGAAGUGAAGGAAUCUGGAGCCCCUGGGGACGGACCUCCCCUUCCUCUCCGUUUCCAGCUGGCCUAUUCCAAGGAAGCAGGGUGGGCUGCCCCCAGUCAUCAGACCUGUGCUAGCCAGUGACUCACCACCUGCUGGCAUUUCUAAGGCCCUGAGCAAUGAAGGUGGGUCCUGCCCUGGCUGAUGAGGCAGCUGGAACCCAGGCCUGUGCCCUGGGGCAUCUCCCACCCUGUGCUCACCUUCACCCGUCAGCAGGGACUGGAGAAGGGCAGGUCCACAGUGCAGGCUUCCUGGGUGCUGGGCACUCAGCUGGGGACCCCACAGGCUCCUCCGGCCCCUGACACAGAGCAAGGCUGUGCCUGGGGUAGCUGGGUACUGGGCUGGAAGCUGGAGCCGGGCACAGCAGGGGAGGGGGACCCAGCAUGCACACCUCCUGUCCUCCACCCCCUCACCCCCAGGUUCCUCCCUGCUGCCUCCCUUCUGGCAUGUCUCCUAGGUCCCCUAGCAGGUGUCUUGGCCUCUUAUGGCCCAGGGUCCGUGCCUGUGAGUCCUGCCUUUAUCUCCAAGCCCUGUCCCCCAGGCAGGGACCAGGGCAAGUCCAUGGGAAAGACCCCUGCAGACACAGCUGCCUGACCUUCUCAUCCCUGCAUGGGUCCUGGAGCAGCCCCCCAUCGCUAGGUCACGCAGUGACAUACCAGUUGCAUGCCAGGCUCGGGCACAGAUGGGGCGGCAAGGGAAGGUGCUGGAGUGGCUGCCCGGCUGGAUCAGAGCCUGCCUGACUGCCCACUGCCAGCCUAGACGGGCACCCAGCUCUCCCUGGGCCUCAGUCCCACUGUGGAGAGGGGUGGUGGCACUGCAAGGAGAGCCAGGGGCCUUGGGGUGACCUCUGCCAGGAGGGAGCAUGGUGAGUACACUGGGAAGGGCAAGGUGUCAUCUGUCCUUAAAGAAAAGACCCCAAAGCCUAGGGUCUUAGGAUUUCCUCACCAGUGUCUGCACUGUGCAGCUUUCAGUGGCAGAUGUGGAGGCAGCCCUCACCCCCAGCCCAAACCAGCAUGCCCUUGCCUUGAGAAGAGUACCCUUCGGGAGCACAUUUGGGGGGCCCGGAGAGAUGAACGAACCUGCCUGGGGUGGCGCAGCUGGUGAUAAGACCCAGCUGGGGUCAAGCUAUGUGGCUCCGAUUCCUGUGCAGUUCUACCAACCCCUCCUGCCUCUCUGAGGUCAAGGCAUGGGCUGCUUUCUGUGGCAGAGGAGGGGACCUGGGGCAGGGGCCAGAGACGGGAAGGUACGGGCGCACUUUAGAAAUGGAGGCUGUGCUUGUGACUGGGGUGGAGCCCCGUGCCAGCACAGGAGGGUGAGGGGCUGGGUGCCACCUUGGCUCAGGGCUGCCCGCAUUGUAGCUGGGGGUCGGUCUGUGUGUCUGGGUUUGCUUCGAACCUGAGACCUACAGGGGAAAUGUUUCUGCCCUGGCCUGAGCCUGCAGGUUGUUUAGAGCUGUCCCGUGUGCAGGGCCCUUUGGGGCAGGUUGGGGACAGCCUGCAGCUGGGACCCAUGGAUGGGCAUCCCUCACAAGGAUGGCAGCCACCUGCUCCUCCUUUUCCCAGACCCAGAGCUGCCCCUGCCAGGCAUGUGGGGACUGCUGAGCGCCCUGUCCUGCCCUCAGUCUGACCACUGCCGGGCCCUCAUCUUCGUGGACCUGGCCCGGCCCACCACCUUCGAGUCUGCUGUGCCAAGCCAGAGUUCUCAGUCCCUGCCUUGGCCGAGGAGACCCAGGCUCAGGGGUGACUGUGUGGUCCAGGCUCUGUGAUGGCUGUGGGGGGACAGACCAUGAAGCCUGGAGGGCACUGGCCCCAUGCUGGCUUCUCCGGCCCCUAUGCCUGGCCCAGGCCGUGUACGACUCAUCCUGCUCAUGCGGUGUGGAUUCUGCGCUGUCCUCCUCUGUGAGCUUGUGGACAGCAGGGAGAGGAGUAACCCGGAUGUUCUCGUAGCUCGGGGGGAAUGACCAGG
Messenger RNA from Fukomys damarensis (Damara mole-rat), 3572 nucleotides. RefSeq names its product adrenoceptor alpha 2C (gene Adra2c). NCBI's taxonomy places the organism in Eukaryota, Metazoa, Chordata, Mammalia, Rodentia, Bathyergidae. The transcript is spliced from 2 exons. Gene Ontology annotation, cellular component: membrane. Gene Ontology annotation, molecular function: alpha2-adrenergic receptor activity. Gene Ontology annotation, biological process: platelet activation; adenylate cyclase-activating adrenergic receptor signaling pathway; regulation of smooth muscle contraction. The record is from RefSeq and is a predicted model, not a curated record. The annotation marks the transcript as partial.